Messenger RNA from Pygocentrus nattereri (red-bellied piranha), 1386 nucleotides. Its product is annotated as macrophage mannose receptor 1-like. The transcript has 6 exons. The coding region runs from base 1 to 1386 and encodes 461 amino acids. The record is from RefSeq and is a predicted model, not a curated record. NCBI's taxonomy places the organism in Eukaryota, Metazoa, Chordata, Actinopteri, Characiformes, Serrasalmidae.
AUGAGCGUCACCAAUGGCAACAGUUGCAAGGACAAACUCCCUAAGACUGUCUGUGGUGUUUCUGCAUACGUUCCUCACCAGUAUCACUUUGUGAAUGAGAGUAAAACCUGGACUGAAGCUCAGAGCUACUGCAGACAGAACUACGCUGAUCUGGUCUCCAUCAACAACAUGGAGGAGAUGAAGAAGCUGAAUGCUACUCUGAAAGACACACCUAGAAGUCUCGUUUGGAUCGGUCUAGAAAAAGGGAACACUCGGAAAUGGCAGUGGUCUCUAGCAGAAGGAAAUGUCCCCAGUGAGAGAGACGCUUACCGAAACUGGAGCCUAGGAGAACCAAACAAUAGUGGAGGGAAGGAGUUCUGUGUCGCAAUGAAGAAAACUGUUGGAACCUGGCUUGAUGAUGACUGUAAUACACUGCGCAAAUUUAUGUGUUAUGAUGAAAAGAAGACAAACACUGAAAGAUACAGAUUGAUUUAUACUGAGAUGACCUGGCGUGGUGCUCAGAGCUACUGCAGAAAUCAUUACACAGAUCUGGCCAGUGUGAGGAACCAGACUGAGAACCAGCAGAUCAAGACAGCAGCACAAGCACCUCAGGAUUAUUAUUUAUGGAUUGGCCUAUUCAAUGACUCCUGGAAGUGGUCAGAUCAGAGCACCUCCUCAUUCAGAUACUGGGCACCUAAGCAGCCAAAUAAUUAUGAUGGAAAGGAGAACUGUACUGCUGUAUCUGUGACUACGCCAGGUACAGUGGGUGGCUGGUAUGAUGUGAACUGUGAAGUAAAGAUCCCAUUCAUCUGCCUUGAGAAUAAGCUGAUCUUGAUCAAGCAGAAUCUGACCUGGAGUGAAGCUCUGAGAUACUGCAGGGUGAAGCAUGUGGAUCUGGUCUCAGUUCACUCUGAGGAGAUCCAGCUCUGGGUGAAGGAGGUGGCACAGAACGCCUCCACUGAACAUGUGUGGCUGGGUCUGCGUCACACCUGCACCCUCAGCUUCUGGUUCUGGGUGAGUGGAGAGUCUAUCUGCUACCAGAACUGGGCUCCAGGUAACGGGACAGGAGAAGAAGACUGCAGCCCUGUAGAGAGAACCGGAGCGGUGCAGGCUAGAGGAGGUCAGCGGUGGGUCAGCCUGCCUGAAACCCAGAAACUCAACUUCAUCUGCCUCACCUAUGAAGGAGAGGCUACUCAGUGCUUUGGAAAGCACCAGUGGGACAGUGCCGUGGACAUUACAGCAGGUUUGCCUGCCACAAAGGACAUCGUAGAAGGUCUGUCUGCCUCCACGUAUGCCAGUGCAGCCCAGCCUGCACCUGAGAACACUGGUGCCACCCAGUCUGAAGCUGCUUCCAGUGCAGCAACCCUUGACCAGCUGGCCUCUGAGUUCUCUGGCCAGCCAAUCUGA